UUACCGAAUUUUUAGAAUCAUAUUUAUAAAAAUGUCACAAGGUGUUGUAACAAAUUAUUUUUCUAAAAAACGUCGGGGAGGAUAUAUCCAACCAUCGAAGCGUUUAAAACUAUCAAAUGAUACUCCAGCUCAUAAAAAAGUACCGACAGAUCUUCCAAUAAUCAUUCAAGCUGAAAAAUUUGUGCAAGAGAUUCGACAAACAAGGCGACAAAGCACUAGAAAAAAAUCUACUGCUUCAUCCCAGCCUCGUCGUAGCACAAGGAAUUCAGUGAAAGAAAAGCCAGUGCUCUCGCUGGAUGAUUACUUCAAUGACAUUCCUGACACAGAAGAAACAAAUGAGAACUUAUCGCUUAGACUUUCACCUACAUCGUCUGAGAGUGGCAGCUCGAUAUGCAGUGGGAUAUCGACACAAAGUUCGUUAAAAGAAAUUGUCACUGCGGCUAACGAUGAUCAUGAUAUGCCAGUGACUCCAUCAAAACGACAAAAGACGAAAGAUAAUGGAGAGGAAUUAACUAGGAGAGAGAAACGAGGUCGUGCAUCACCGAAGAAAGCCGUGUUCGAUUUUAAAGUUGUGGACAAAUCAAAAUUGGAAGAAUUAAAGCCAGAGACGGAUUUCUCAACCACACGAUCAAGGCGGAAGAGUGCUCGAAAGAAAUUACUUUCUGAUGAAGCUGAAGAUUCAGCUCAGCCAACAAAAGAACAGUCAAAACAGUCUGAUGGUCCAGAAAAAACACUGGAGAAAAAUGGAACGAAGUCAAAACCUAAACCGACUGAAAACAUUGAAAAUGUGAAAAAAACAAGGUCACGGAAAAAUGCAACUUCUGAAGUUGCUGAAAAGACAAAUUCAAUGAAGAAAACAAAGAAAUUGGCCGAAAAGCUUCUGGCAAAGAAAAAAGACUCGCCAGAUACAUUAAGGGAAACACUGAAAAACUCCAGUAAUUUGAAAGAUUUGCAAGAAACAUUACUGAAAAUACGGGAACAAAAGAAAAAACAACAAGAAAAAGAAAAGGCGAAAAAAAUUCAGAAGAAAAAGGAGCCGCAGAAAGAAGUUGCCAUUUCACAAAAGCGUGAAUUUGCGUAUGAAACAUUACACAGCCUUGCUCAAGAAGUUCCCAAAGGAUUGCCUUUGCCUUUCAAAUAUAAGAUUCUCGCUGAAAUGUUCAGAUGUGCCGAUACAGUAGUGGGGAUGUUGUUCAAUCGUCAGCAAGUCACUACGUGGGCAACAUUGCAGAAGUCGGUCAAGGACAUGAUUAGAAAGAAUUUUGAGCUGGAAAAUCUUAGCCAGAUAAAAUCAGUGUUCCCAUCCGCAUAUGAGUAUCGUCAGGAGAAGGGGAUCAUGAGCUACAACGACCACAUCAAACCGUCUGAUUAUCAGCUGACCCUUGAACCUAUAUUAGAUGAAAGAGAAUGUGAUCAGUACGGAACUGAUUCACGUAAGCUAACCAGUGGGAUGAUGGUGAAACGACGACAUCACUUUCUGGUUCAACUUGUCAACAUUGUGAAAGAUCAUCAUAAGAAAUUUUUAUCAACUCUCGAUCCACCGAUAGAAGUUGAAAGCGACAAGAUAUUGCGUUGGCAUCCACAAUUUCCGCUUGACCGAGUCCCUGAUGUGAGCCAAUCAGAUCUUCCGAAACCACCAGACCAUGAGAAGGAAAGGUGCCACAGUGCAAAAGAUGUUUUGGAGAAAGCAAGGAGUAAAUUCACUAAAAAGGCUGUCGACGCUCUCAAAAAAGUUGCAGAAAAAGCAUCUUUAACGCCAGAGAAAUCUCGCCACAAUGCUGUGAUCAUGGAAGAAAACAACAACAUAACGCCAAAGAAACCUCAAACUCCAGUGAAAUCUGCACCCGCUUUGAAAGGAGUCUCAUCAUCAUUGUUAGCAAAGAUUCGAGCGAAGGAAGCUGAAAAGAAGUUGAAAACUAUGGUACGAUCGGACAAUGAUUCCAGAAAGCUUCAACAACUGAUCAAGUUGCCUGAUGUCGCAAGAGCUCUAAGAAUGUUAUUUGUGACAGAAAAAAAGGCAGCUUUACCAUUGGAAUACAUCGCUGAUAAGCUUGAUAAAUGUUGCACUGGGAUUCUGACACCAGCUGUUGUGCAAGAGCAUGUCGUAUUGUUAAUCGAACAUCAACCAACAUGGAUAUCUCGAACGACUGUUCGGAACAUUUGUUACGUGAGGAUGGAUAAGGGAAAAGAAAUGUCUGAUAUUAUCACUGCUUUACAAAACAAAGUAAAAGAAGCUGAACGAGCUUGAUUCCGCAGAAUAUUUACAAUGGUAAUAUUAUGUCAAUAAUUCUGCCUGAUUUUAUCAAAAGUGAAGAAUUGUGUUAAAUGAGACUGGCAGAACUUUAGUAAUGAUGUGCUUAUGUGUUUCAUUCUGCCAGUGUUUUUAUCAAUUUAAUUAUGUGGACUGUACGAUACUUGUAGGUUGUUUUUAUCAAUAUCAUACUAUUAUGACUCAUUGUCAGUUUGAGCAUUGGGUAUUUGGUUUGUGAAAAAAUAGAUGGGCUAUUUAAAGUUUUCUGUGGCUACUUUUGAGUGAGUGGAAGUGACAUUGCUACUUCUGAGUGAGUGCCCAUAACUCUGCUUUCUACAAAUCAUCUCCAAAAAUAAAUCUUAUCUCAAUAGAACAAUAAGUUUUAUUAUAUUUCCACCUAAAAAAGACUUGUAUGAGGCCCAUUCCUAGACCAAAUAAUAAUGACUGAUUCGACUGUUGAAAUAACUAUGACCAUCUGUGUGCUAUUUAUAGGCUAGGAUAAAUUCAAUACUUCUGACAUUACGAUGUACUAUUUGGGUGGUAUCUAAUUUGGUAUGUGGAACCAGGCAUACCAAUCUUUUUUUUAUACCACUGUAGUAGCAUUUAUUCUGAGCAUACUGCCGCUCAUAGCGUAGUGUUGGUAUUUGUAUUACAAAAAUCUAGCGAAUCUGUCAAAAGCGCAAUUUUGCAAUAAAUGCUCAAUCUUUCAUACUAAACUGCCAACUCACGUCAAUAUGCCUUUUUGUGCCUACAAGACCUUAAUAUGCAGUCCUGUUAGUUUUCAAUAUCCUUUUCUGAUCUCGCUUCAUCCACCAUCCUUAAACUUGACGAGUCCAGAAGUUACAGUAUUUUUAUCAUACGAGAGAUAACAAAACUGCUCAGGUGCACGUAUAGUUUAUGGCAGAGCACUACAGCAUAGAGACCAUUUUUAUUAAAAAACCCACUGGUAAUUCAUUUCGUCUUUUUGCUGCUGCUAUUUGUGGGUUCAGUUGAUUAUGAUUUACUUUCUAUUUUCCCCAAUUCUUUUAUUUCAUUUUUUUCGAUGUCGUGCUAUGUUGUUUUUUAAACCAUGGGAAUAAAACUGUGAAACAAGGUUAGA
Messenger RNA from Styela clava, 3350 nucleotides. The record is from RefSeq and is a predicted model, not a curated record. NCBI's taxonomy places the organism in Eukaryota, Metazoa, Chordata, Ascidiacea, Stolidobranchia, Styelidae.